Perkinsus marinus ATCC 50983 is the source of this 894-nucleotide messenger RNA. RefSeq lists its product as hypothetical. The coding region runs from base 1 to 894 and encodes 297 amino acids. Lineage: Eukaryota; Perkinsozoa; Perkinsida; Perkinsidae. Gene Ontology annotation, molecular function: nucleic acid binding. The transcript has 4 exons. The record is from RefSeq and is a predicted model, not a curated record.
AUGGCAAUUCAUGACUUCCCCCUGUCCCGGACUACCUCGGAGGCUAACAACUUGGAUGCCCUUAUACGAGAAAUUUACCUACUUCAGCAGGCGGGUGCGGUAACUUGCGAGACGUCUGUCACCGGUUUGGUGGACCUCAUCAGUAUCUCUAAUCCAGCUUUGGUGCCUUCAUUACUGAGAAUAAUUCAAGAUCAGGACAUCUCCAUCAGUGAGGAAAAUGACGUCAGCCAGCCGACCUUGGAUGAGCCUUUGACUACUACUCCUGCCUUUAUCACUGCAGAGAACGCUGUGGGACUCGAUCGUGAGGCCAGUCCUGGCCUUGCCGAUUAUGCUGCAAGUCCUGUAGAGAGCUCACGCUCACAAGGCGAAGAUUGUGAUGACCAUGCACCUGCUACAAGUAUCGAGCAGACCUCCAAUGCUAGUAGUGGUAUGGAGAUGGUUGAAGUGGAUGCUCUCCUCAACAAUGAAAAUGAAAAGAGGACCACGGUCAUGAUUAAGAAAAUACCGAGAAGGUUCACUGUUGCGGCUCUGCGAGAUCUUAUAGAAAGAGAAUGUCCUGCUUUACGACACGGUGGUUAUGACUUGUUAUAUUUGCCCGUCGAUACCGCUAAAGUUGCCAAUCGCGGGUAUGCUUUCAUCAACUUCACCACGCCACGCUAUCUCCUUGUUUUCACACUUGCUUUCCAAGGCUAUGAAUGGUUCCCGCAGAGAAGGCGUCGCAGUGAGGGUACCACCAACACCAAAGCAUGUGAGAUCUACUUCGCUCACAUACAAGGCCGUGACGCCACAAUCCGCUCGGUUGAUCCUACCGGUUCGAAGCGGUCGAACUCCCCCAACUACGAGAGUAUUGGUGACGGCAAACUCAAGUCGACGCCAGUCUCCAAUGCUGACUAG